This is a messenger RNA of Rotaria sp. Silwood2, 857 nucleotides long. The record is from the annotation of a GenBank genome assembly. NCBI's taxonomy places the organism in Eukaryota, Metazoa, Rotifera, Eurotatoria, Philodinida, Philodinidae.
AUGGCUGAGCCUUCAGCUAACUUGAAUCGACAACAACACGAUAAUGAUUUAUCAUCAUCAAUAACCAUAAAAUAUGACGGAUUAAAUAUUCAUGCUGUAGAAUUUGUACCUUCAAGGUUUUCAAAUUGUACGAUUGUUCCUACAACAUCAACAAAUAUGUGUGCUAGAAAUACUCCCGAUGAUGAAAAGAAACAACAGGGAACAAAGAAUAAAGCCACAGAUUUAAAUGAUCAACAAGUGACAAUCGAACGAUCUAUCAUAACUACAGUAGAAAUAUCUGAUAAUAUAAAAACAAAUAAAGCAGGCGCAGUCUUUCAAUUCGCAAGCCAAAAAGAAAUAAGAGAUGCUAUCGUUAAACGUGACAUAGUACGAAAACUCGAACCAAUCGAUAUUCUUUUUUGUGAUCAUAUUGAUACUGGAAAAUCAACCAUUUGUGGACAAGUUAUGUAUUUAACGGGACAAGUUGAUCAACGAACAUUAGAAAAAUAUCAAAAUGAAGCGCAACAAUUUUGGUAUCUAUCAUGGCUAUUAGAUAAAAAUGAAGAAGUCAGAAAACAACGAAUUGUUGACUGUCAUCAAGUUUGGUUUGAAAUUGAAAGAAAGCAUUGUACUAUUCUUCCACAAAUAAAUUAUCGAUAUUGGAGUUCAGGUGCGAAUCGUACACUGCCACAAGCUGAUAUUGGCAUUCUUGUAAUUUAUUUACUUUGUUUUUUUGUAACUAGUUGUUUUGUGAAACACGUCCUGAAAGGAGUGUUGAAGUGUUUAGGGUAGAAAUUUGCACCUAGCCCCCGGCGCCCCCCCCGCGCGGCGCCGGACCAGCCCCCCGCCACUCCCCCCCGGGCGGCACGGUGCGUCCG